This is a messenger RNA of Haliotis rubra (blacklip abalone), 2598 nucleotides long. RefSeq lists its product as uncharacterized. Lineage: Eukaryota; Metazoa; Mollusca; Gastropoda; Lepetellida; Haliotidae. Bases 334 to 1560 code for a protein of 408 amino acids. The transcript is spliced from 8 exons. The record is from RefSeq and is a predicted model, not a curated record.
GUUCAGAGGCCAUUUCCUCACUUUCGUCUCAUCAAUAGACAACGGUUUCCUGCCAAAUGUGUUCAAUCUUUUCAUUCAGCCCACUGGCUUAAUACGACGGAAGAUGGCCCGUAUGACAAUUACAAAACGGAAAACACAAGUUCCUGGUGGGCCGCAGCCAAUACUGUUUGUACCAGAUCAGGCGGGCACCUGUUUGUACCUCGGAAGCAAAAUAGCCUGGAUGAUCUGACCAACCUACUCGAUGAGAACAAGGUGUACUGGGUUGGCGGCUUUCAGUAUUCGUCUUUGAUAUGGACAGCUGACGUAACCAGAUACUACAGGAGGCUGGGCGUCAUGCUGGAUGUGUAUGGAAGGCACGUUAAACCAUCUACAAUCGACGACAAUUCUCCGUUUAUGUGCAAUGUGCGAUGUGGGAAUAAUUCUGGCCUGUUUGGACUCAAGGGACGAUCCUGUUACUGCCUUGGAGACGGAAGCAAGCUGCGUGGACUGACCGUUGAGAACAUGACACACACAGAGAUCCGUUGUCCUGGAGAUUACAACGAACUGUGUGGCGAUGACAAGCGGAUAUCGGUGUACGCUGGAGAUAUGACAAGUAUAUCAAGCAGUGGAACCUGCGGCUAUGUGAGGAAGAUAUCUGACAGCCAUGUGAAAUCACAACUUCAUCUGGAUGACGACUGCACUAAGAAGAGAUUCUAUGCCUACAAGGAACAAACAGGAGAGACAAGCAUGGGGAGUAGGCUGAGGUGUCGUGGAGGCGUGUGUGUGAGUAAUACAACUGAAUCAUGGACGGACGCAGUCUGGAAGACCCGUGGAUUACUGAAAGUAACAGACGCGAAUAGAGAGAGUCUGUACUCUGCCAUGCAUUACCGUGAUUACUGGAUCGGACUGAGGCGGCGCCAAGAAUACAAAUGGAUUAAUGGAAAUAGCGUAGCACGGAAUAUGUCCAGACAUUACUUGGACAAGCGAUGCCUUGCUGUGCGGAGAGAUGAUUCCCACGUACACGUGGCUUGGUAUCCUUGCUCGGACACCUACAGAGCUGUAUGCCAGUCCAUUAAGCCGGACAAAACAGAUGAUGAUCGAGGCAUAUACCUAGGCGUGGCAGCGACUAUCGUGGCUGUGUUUAUGCUGUGUUUAAUCGGCGCGGUUAUUCACUUUAAGAGAAAGGGUCUUUGUUGCUUCAAGGCGAAUGACGAGACGGACAGUGCUCAUUCCGCUAACUCCCCAAGUCCACUGCACUAUUCCCGUGCCACUGUACCUCGACUUCCUGGACAGACAAAUAACGUAAACGCCACAGAUCGCCACAAGCUUAACAUAUUAGACGCUGGGGUAUGCGAUGGGGACGCAGUCUACAGCGUGAUAGACGGCCCUGAGUGUCCUGGGUGCUCCGACCCCUACACUGAUCCUAUCAGAGCAGCUGGUGUGGAGGACGGGGAGUACAAUACCACACGACAGGCACACGGACGACGAGAUGAUAAUACAUAUAAUCACAUCCGCACAGGAUAUGACCGUGAGGGUUCUGAUCAAGAUGGGAAUCUGUACCACGAGGUCACGGAGGCCUGAUGUCAGGUCUGGGGUGGGAUCACCAUGUUGGAGCUUGUGUAGUGGACGGGGAUGCUUUGGAAAGACCGAGACAAGAGAUGACUCAUGGUUCUAAAGAAACAUCCGAUUCAUUCAGCAAUUUGGCCAGAAUCUGCUGAAACCUGUCACAGCAGUACAGAUGCGUCAGAAAUAAUUUGUAAUACGGCCUUCGCCAGCAAUAUUGUAUUGUCUUCUGUAGCUAACAUAUUUUAGAUUUACAUAGUAGUUACAUAUUCAUAACUGUGAUAUUCUAGUUGUUUUUUUAUUGUCCUUCGUUGAUAGGCUUUGUAUAAUUUACAUGUAUUUAUGGUGAAAAACUUGUUUUAGUCACGAUAUGGCUAAAAUAUUGGCGAUGUGAGUGUAAAUCUUAACUCACUCACUCACCUGUGCCAGCUCACGACUGAUCGGGUAAACGGAUAUGUGUAGGGAAUGUGACAAUCACCUCCAGAUCCGUCCUGACUGUGUAGAGUGAGUGAGUUUAGUUUUACGCCGCAUUUAGCAAUAUUCCAGCAAUAUCACGGCGGGGGGACACCAGAAUGGGCUUCACACCUGACUGUGUGGAACGUACAGGCGAAGCUUACCAUUGGAACUCCUGUUUCGUAUUGUAAAAUGUAAUGUUUAUUUCAUUAUGUAGAUGAACAGUAUACUUUACCUUGCACGAAUGCUACCUACUAUGACGAUAUGUUUUCAAAUGUGUACGAAAUGUUUCAAGAGAGUUGGUGAACCCGAAGUGGCGGGGAAUUUGUAUCUUGCAGUGCAGUGGUCCAGCACUGACGAUGCUGUAAGUCUACUCACAGCUCUGUCGUCUAUGAAUCCAAUGAAUGAGGUCCUUGCAGUACGACUGCUUCGAUGAUUUCGUUCUGCUGAACAUCACACCAAGAUUCUUCAAUUUGUCUUUUUAUGUCUGUACUGUAGUUAACUUUGGUAACCAACUACAUUUACACUUAUCUUGCCUCACACAUAAAUGUCGUUUUCUGAUUGGCUUCGCGCUAUUCUACUAUUUUCAAUGUACCUCGCUUA